This is a messenger RNA of Rotaria sp. Silwood2, 756 nucleotides long. Lineage: Eukaryota; Metazoa; Rotifera; Eurotatoria; Philodinida; Philodinidae. The record is from the annotation of a GenBank genome assembly.
AUGUAUCAAUCUAACAUUCAUCUUCUUGAUCUACCUUAUGAAAUAUUGUUCAUCAUCUUGAAUAAACUUAAUAACAUUGAUGUUCUUUAUUCUCUAUUUGGAAUUAAGAAUGAACAGAUUAAUGCUUUAUUAGAAGAUGAUGUAUUUACUAGCAUUCUCAAUUUUGUAAGUGUGUCAUCAACUAUUAAUGACAAAAUUGGUCGAUUUUGUAGUUAUAUAUUACCUCAAAAACAUAAUUGUGUCAGAAAACUCAUUGUUGACGCAACAUAUAUGGAACAUAUUCUUCUUGCUGGUGAUUAUCAAAAUUUGACUUAUUUGGAACUUUUCAAUUUCAAGGAGGAGAUAGUUUGUUAUUUUACAGAUAAAUCAUCAUUUCAACAUAUUUUUCAAUAUCAGAUAACAGAUCUUAUUCUUCAUAAUAAUGAUCAAAAUCGUUUUGGAACAUCAUUGAAGAUUUAUAAUAGAAAUAUUUAUGCACAUAUCAUAGAUCUCUUUCAAAAUCUACAGCAUUUAACAAUUAUUACAUCAUCAUCUGUGGACGAAUAUCCACCUUUUUUCCUAUCUUGGUUGCCAUCAACUACAUAUUUCACUUCAACACUUACUACUUUAUGUAUUAAUGUGUUUAGUUUUGAUGAUUGUGUCUCUUUACUUGAUGGUCGUCUCAAACAACUAACUACAUUCAACGUUCAAUUUUAUGCUAUCUUCACAAAUAAUAUCUAUGAUAAAAUAAUGUUAAUGUUUAAUAUUAACUUAUGA